Molecule: messenger RNA, 787 nt
Organism: Cylas formicarius (sweet potato weevil)
Lineage: Eukaryota; Metazoa; Arthropoda; Insecta; Coleoptera; Brentidae
Exons: 3
Coding region: 113-517 (134 amino acids)
Source: RefSeq, a predicted model, not a curated record
ACGUUUUUUUGCAGAGAAAUACAAAUCCAUGUUUGUCUCUGAUUUUUUGUAAGGUUGUUGUUGUUGUUAAGCAUCGUAUUCUGCGAUUUUUCCGCAAAUUCAAAGGUACAGGAUGGUGCGAACGGCUGCAUCAGCGGUUAGGGUAAGUGCUGGUACAUCGUCCAAAAAAGCUGGUGGUUCGACUCCAAGCGCUUCUUCGUUGGUAGGCAAUAGGGCGAAAAGUGGAAAUGGGUCGUCCAAGCUACCUCCAAUUGUGCACCAGGAAAUACCAGUCUGGCAAAAACCUAUAACUCGUUUUUUUAAAUCUGACCCAAUUAAAUCAAAUGUUGCUGUAAGUGAUAGCAAUUGCAAUGAAGAUCUAAAAAGUGCUGGUCCAAGCAAUAAUCUACAAAAACCCAAUAAAAUCUCUACAACAGAUGAAAAUUGUCAAGAAAAUAAGGAAAACAAGGAUGAGAAUAAAGGACGUAACCAAAAGUGUGAAGAAAUGAAAGGAAAUAAAAAAAAAGACGAAAAUUAAUAUCCAGUUUCAUAAAUAUUUGUUACAAAUUUUGUAUCUUUUGCAUUAUAAAACUAAUAUUUUUUAAAAAUAAAAAUGUGUCCUUAGAUAAUGAACAUAAUUAUAUGACACUUGAAAAUUUUAGACUAUGCAACAACUUUCGUACAUAUACUUAAGCCAUGAGUUUGUUUAGGCCUGAAGGAGUGGUUAAAGGAGUUUUUGAAGGUGUUUUAUGCUAUUCUUUUUCUAGAAUUUUGUCUUCCUGAAGUUAAUAUUUGUGUAGUAUUACUG